UAUUUGCGCCGUUACUAUUCUCAGAACGGCUUUCUGUUAAUAGAUAUUUAGUUAUUUAGCAUUACUAUUUGUGUUUUCACACUGUCGUUCUUCGUCAGUCUUUAAGUCAGUCUUAAAAGUACAAUAGUAGAGUAACCAAGUAGAAAUCUACGCAUCAGCUGGAGACGCCUACGGUAAUCUCAAGGAAAAGUGCGGCUAAUAUCGGGAACCGUUUAAUUCAUUCGGGUGACAGUGGCGUUAAAAUGCGGUGUACGGCGCGGACGCAGUCAUGAGCGAUGCUACAUAGGCGACGGUGUAUACUGCGUGUAACGACAAGCUUUGUAUGGAUAACAAGAAAAACGGGAAUUAAAAUGUGGACGUGGUCUUUACAGGCAAUAUAAGCGAUUGGAGGAUUAAUGACACAGAUGCAGGAUGCCAGUUAGAGAUUCCCCGCAAUGCUCGAUGGAUUACCCCUCUGAUCUGUAGGGUAACUCACCUUACCGAACGAAGCGGCUGGGGACGGACUUUCCCAUAUAAACCGAAUUUCGCAGUUCUGUCACUCGGUGCCAAUUAAGGGAAACUUAGUCCUGCCGCCGCCUGAACGCUGAGAUCUAUCUGAAACCGAGAUCUGUCUUCGGCGUUUUCGCGUUUAAAGGGGACACAUCACCACCAUCGGAACCAUAAAUUCACAUGGGCUUUACCCGAGCUCGCUGCCAGGAUAACGGUGCCGCAGAUCCCGAACAUGAGAAGCGAUGGGCCGAACUAUUCGAGCAGCUGGACCUGAAUAAUGACGGGCGGAUCGACGUGGGCGAGCUGCGGGCAGGACUUGCCGCCCGGGGGAUACUAAGGAGCGACGCGGAGGAGCAGAUCGUGCGUGUGAGUGACACCAAUCAUGACGGCCAGCUGGACUUUGAGGAGUUCACGCAGUACCUGCGAGCGCAUGAGAAGGAGCUGCUGCUCAUGUUUCGCAGUCUGGACCGCAACGAUGAUGGUCAGAUAGAUGUUGGGGAGAUCCAGCAGUCCCUGCAUAACCUGGGGGUGGACAUCUCCAAGGAUCAGGCCUCCAGGAUCCUGCAGAGCAUGGACAAUGACGGCACCAUGGCCAUCAACUGGAACAAGUGGCGAGAUCACUUCCUGCUGAACCCUCUCCACAGCAUGGAGGAUGUUGCUCACUUUUGGAAGCACUCUCUGAUGUUGGACAUCGGGGAGCAUCUGACCGUGCCGGACGACUUCUCAGAGCAGGAGAAGAGGUUGGGGGUCGUGUGGAGGCAGCUGGCAGCAGGGGCGAUGGCGGGGGCGGUGUCUCGCACUGGCACUGCCCCUCUGGACCGGCUCAAAGUCUUCCUUCAGGUGCAUGGCUCCAGCCCGCGGAGGAUGGGCCUCUGGAAUGACCUGCUGGGGAUGGUCCGCGAGGGCGGGGUACGCUCCCUCUGGCGGGGCAACGGCAUCAAUGUGCUCAAGAUCGCCCCGGAAUCUGCCAUCAAGUUCAUGGCAUAUGAGCAGAUCAAGUGGCUGAUGAAAGGCGGUAAGGAUGGCGGCUCUCUGCGGGUCCACGAGCGAUUCGUCGCAGGCUCGCUGGCGGGGGCCACCGCACAGACCAUCAUCUACCCCAUGGAGGUGUUGAAGACCCGGCUCACUUUGCGGAAGACGGGGCAGUACUCAGGGAUGGUUGACUGCGGCAAACAGCUCCUCCGCAGGGAGGGGGUGCGCGCUUUCUACCGAGGCUACGUGCCAAACACGCUGGGCAUCAUUCCCUACGCGGGCAUCGACCUGGCUGUCUACGAGACACUAAAAAACGCCUGGCUGCAGACCUACUGCGUUGGUACUGCCGACCCAGGGGUCCUGGUGCUGCUGGGCUGCGGCACCGUGUCCAGCACCUGUGGCCAGUUGGCCAGUUAUCCGCUGGCGCUGAUCCGGACCCGCAUGCAGGCCCAGGCGGUUGUGGAGGGCAAACCACAGCUGACCAUGCUGGGUCAGUUCAAGCACAUCGUGUCUAGCGAGGGGGUGUCUGGACUGUACCGGGGCAUCGCCCCCAACUUUCUCAAGGUCAUCCCUGCCGUCAGCAUCUCCUACGUGGUGUACGAGCAUAUGAAGAAGGUGCUGGGGGUGGCUCGUAGAUAAGCAGGUCAUCGUGAUCCCUACCCCUCCAAGUGCUUCGGAGGGGGGGGGGGGGCACAACAGCUACUUCCUAAAGUGAGGAUUGCUGGCUUGAGACUACUGGGGUGUUUAUCAAUACCGGGAAAGCAAAGAACGUUCUUGUGUUCUUAGCAACUCAACUGACCGUACUAACACAAGUACGGUCAGUUGAGCAUAUUUAAUUGAUACUUUAUUGAUCCCCGUGGGGAAAUUGUUUUUACGCCUCCCUCAACUUGCUCUUUGUAGAGCAAGCUGUCCGCGAAGGGCAGCCACCUGUAGAUAAACACCCUUGGUCUCCAUUAAGGAUCUGCUGCUUCUAAUAAUAAUAUUCGAUACUUUAUUAUUCCCCGUGGGGAAACUUUCUUUAUGCCUCCCUCAACUUGCUCUUUGUGGUGCCGUAGCGGCACCCAGGAAGUUGGGGGUUAAGGGCUUUGUUCAAGGACCCACAGACAUGCUGAGGUUGGGUUUUAAACUGGCAACCUUGUGAUUACAGGCACACAGGCACACAGGCUUAGCCCACUGAGCCACAUGCUGCCCCUUAACAUACCAGGGGCAGUGUUUAGCCUUUGAUCCUGGACAGUGCAGUGAGGGUUCCCCAUUUAGCCUUUGAUCCCAGACAGUGCAGUGAGGGUUCCCCGUUUAUCCUUUGAUCUCGGACAGUGCAGUGAGGGUUCCCCGUUUAGCCUUUGAUCCCAGAGAGUGCAGUGAGGGUUCCCCGUUUAGCCUUUGAUCCCGGACAGUGCAGUGAGGGUUCCCUGCCUCUCCCUGCACUGUGCUGCCCCAUUUGGCUCGUUGUUCGUUUCACACUGUCUGUGAAAAAGUGGGAUUGAAACCAGGUUUAGAACAAAUUCAUGCAAAAAAGAGAAACAAAGAAAUAUUACUCAUUUACAGUUUACAAUUUAACUUUUCUCAGUCGAGUUUCACUAUAUAAGUUAAUAAAUGUAUGAAUAUGUGAAUAUGUUAUAUAUUUAAAUAUAUUUCUUUCAUAUGUUCAUUUAUGUAUAUAUUGUACUUACAUAAAAUGUAUUAUUUAUUGAGGCUCUUUUAUAUGGAGAAGAGAUAUUUUAAAACCUAUUUUAAAAUGUCUUACCUACUGUUCCUAUUUGAUUGUGGAUGAGUAGUUUUCCAUAACAGUAAUUUUUGGAAUAUUCUUGCAGUUUGCCCUGAGCAAUUUUUACAGGGCUCCAUUUGACUUUUUUUAAAAGAUGAUAAUCUUUCAAAACUUCUGGAUUGUUGUGUAGUCUGGGACUGUCCUUUCGGAAAUAAGAACAUGCAUAUUUUUGAUCAGCGAGAAAAACGGUGGUAGCAGGUUUUGAAUGUUAACACUGUGCCUUCGAGAGGAUGGAAUGAAAGGCCCAUAACUGCAGUGUGUGUGCUUGUAGACGCCUGCUUCCUCAGAUAGUGUUUUUUGAAGAAGACACCACUACUGUCUCACUCGUGCUCGUUUGCCUUCGUGUGCUGCUUUGAACUUGCACUAUGCUUGAAAACUGGCUUGCUGUGUAUGACUUACUGACUGUAAGACCAAGAAAAGGGCCUGUGCACGACUGUCCUCUGGAAUUUGACACCCUGGGGACUGUGAAGCACUGGCCUAUUUAUCUGUGAUGACAGGCCUAUUUAUCUGUGAUGACAUGUCUACUGCAUGAUCUUGCACGUUGAUAAAACACGCAACUUGCUCAUUUAUGGCAAGGAGUAAACAAGCAAACUACACCAAAUUAAAUGAUGUCUCUCAAAGAACUAAGCACUACAAGUGUACUUUAAAUGAACUUUUAUAAACAUGAUGUAACGUUAAUGAAUGAGCUGCUUGAUUCAUUCAGUCAGUAGAUGCUGGCAUCAUUGUGAAGUGAAGAGGCCCUCAACCCGGAAUCCAGGGGGCAGCAGUGAGUGCCAGAAACUCCUCAAAAACCAUUUGCAAAGUCAGAAUAGCGAAUUGUUAAACAAGUUCAAAUAGCAGAAUAAUUAGAUUGAUUACCAUAAAGCAUGAUAUUGAUUACCAAUAGCACUGGAGGUGAGGGCCACUGUCUUACAUGUCAGUCCAGAUCGCACGUGGCUGGUUUUGAAUGUUGACUGUCAUAUUAAAACCUUAACAGCUUGACUGACAUGCCCGAGCACUGGGUGUUUUCCGGUCAGGCGUUAAAAAAUGCAAAAUGCAGCGUAAACUAACAGCCAAGAUGGGAAGAGAGGAAUUGCGAGAAAGCAUGAAGUGCAGAAGAAGGGCAGGUGACUGAAAGGGAAAGAAAUCUCUGCAUCUGAAAAAAAAGGCAUUUUGGAAACUCUGGUCCAGUCAUGAGAGGGCUGUAAAAUGGCUGCCUAGAUAUUCAGCACAUUUCAACUAAAAGCAACUACUGUGUUUUGAAAUGCGUAAAGCAAUGUUUCUACUGACUGAAUAUUGUAUUUUAUAUGAAUUAAUACCAUUAUAACAAAUAUUUGCAUUACAAGUUAAGAUUGUAUCUGUUUGCAUUUUAAACUGGAAUGCAUAUUUUUGUAUCACUAUCAAGUGGGACUUUGAGAUUGUAUGCAUGGAAGUGAAUGGAAGACAAUCUCAGUCUUCUGUGUGAUUUGUGUUUAUUCCCAGUAUUGAAAUUGCAUGCUGUUGAUGCAGAAAAUAGUGUGUCUUUUUAAUGUCUAUUUUAGAACUGUGUUUUUAAAGCAUCCAUUUUCAGAGUUUAGAACAGAGUUUGUACAUAUGUAAAAUUAGUCCUUUUAAAUUUAGUUACACUGUUAUCUAAAAACGUGUCAUUUGGCUGCCCAAACAUUUCCUACUUUUUAAAAGUCACUUUUCCCUGCAGUUUUUCUACACACACUCCGAUGGAGCGUGCACCGUCCGAUAAGAGGCUCUUGCUAUGUGGGAAAUGGGACAGUGCAGUUCAGACAAACGAUCAUGUUCCUAAUGAUUUUAAGCUUUUACCAGGUGCUCUAGUGCUUAGGGAGCUGGACAAAAAAAGUUCAUAUUAAUUCCAGAAUUAUUUCCAGAAGAAACAAAGUGAAAGUUUUACUUUGGAUAAGCUGAACAAAUAAAGAAUUUAAAACAAA
Messenger RNA from Paramormyrops kingsleyae, 5145 nucleotides. RefSeq names its product solute carrier family 25 member 23b (gene slc25a23b). Gene Ontology annotation, biological process: transmembrane transport. NCBI's taxonomy places the organism in Eukaryota, Metazoa, Chordata, Actinopteri, Osteoglossiformes, Mormyridae. The record is from RefSeq and is a predicted model, not a curated record. Gene Ontology annotation, molecular function: calcium ion binding.